Molecule: messenger RNA, 853 nt
Organism: Colossoma macropomum (tambaqui)
Lineage: Eukaryota; Metazoa; Chordata; Actinopteri; Characiformes; Serrasalmidae
Product: proton channel OTOP2-like
Exons: 5
Coding region: 20-853 (277 amino acids)
Biological process (GO): proton transmembrane transport
Cellular component (GO): membrane
Molecular function (GO): proton channel activity
Source: RefSeq, a predicted model, not a curated record
AUUGUCCAGUACUUCCAACAUGGUUUUAGAUGUGGGGAAGAAGGAUGAGGCUGAGGGAGCUCAGCAGGUUGUCACCGUGCACACGGCAUCGCUCAGUCAACACUCGGCUAGCAUGGCACAGUUGUCCAGUGUCAUGUGGAGGGAUCAUUUGUGCCAAGAGUUCACCUCCUACAUCCCUCUUACUGUGCUCCUUGUGGGAUGUGCGCUGCUCUUUGGCAUCAUAGCUAAUGGCAUGCAGGUGAGGGAUAGAAACCUGCAGAUGUUCCUCAUCAUCGUCAUUGUCCUCACCACAGCCUGGAUGGUCUUCUACAAGGCGCACACGUGCCCACAGAAGGAGGCCGUGCCCUGCAAGGAUAUGCACGCGAGACCCAUGUGGCUCAGAGGUGGUCUGAUGCUGUUUGGAUUUAGCAGUUUAAUAGUGGUCAGCUUGAAGAUCGCCUACUACGUGGGUUGUGUGGACUGUGAUGUGGAAAAUCAGCUUCUCUGUAGUGCAAGCUGUGUUUAUUCUGGUGAAGACUUCCUUCCUCUGGCUCCAUGCGAGGGACUGUGUGCAUGUUCAAAGAAGCGUAACUCGUACUGCAUGUUUGCCUCAGCCAUGACCUUUGUAAUGUGGAGGAACGUAGGCCAGAUGGUUGAUGAUCACCUGUCCCACGGGCACUGUUUCCACCUGCGGAACGCCAUGAGUCGCCUGGCCAGCGGCCUGGUGGUGCUGGUAGUCGGUGCAUGCGCCUUCAUAACUUAUGAGAAGGACAUGGCAGCCGAGGAGCAGGAAAAAGGGGGACGAGGCGCUCAGUGUGUUUUAUAUCACCAACAUUUUUGUCAUUGCUUUAAUGACGAUGGUCUCAGUGAUUGA